CGGAUGCGCGGUGUGGUGGACAUCGUACUGAGCAGUACUAGCGUGGAUGGUCCUUGCAGUUACCUACCAGUGAUGAUGUUGUCGUGAUCGACUCCAGCCGUUGGAAUGGCGUUCAAUCUCCUAUUUCUUAGUCUACCAAAAACCCGACAGAAAGCAAUCGUUCCCAAAGUCUCAGCUUCGAUUUCUCAGUCCAUCAUGUCCAAGGCAAAAUCUAGCACCGUACUAGAAGUGGAAGACGAGGAACAACGGCAGGAUCGGAUUCGUACUCUCCUCGAGAGGUUGAACGAAACGUCGAAGGCCAACGCAGCCAGGGAUACCGCUUCUGGCCCCAGGAUUCCUGGGAUUUUGGACUGCAAAACCCAUCCAAUAGAGCCACCCACGGAACUCCUCUCUCGCGUCCAGGCCUUUCUCCCGGCCCUUCGUGAGUCUAACGAGGCUCUCGCUCAACAAAACCCAGAGGACCUGGACAUCGAAAACAUAGGAAAGGACGAAGAACAAUAUAUCGAGAUGAAUCUAGGUCUAGGGGUGUUCGAAGCGAAACGUAGAAGGAGGAACGUGUCCAAUGAUGACUCGGGCAUCCUCUGAGUCUUCAGAUAGAUCGCGCCCGCCUUCCUCUCCUUAAUCAUCUUGAGGCAUGUCGCCUCUGUACCUACAAAAUCACUUCCCACUACAUAAGUUCCUCUACACUCCCAUCCCCCACCUGUACAUACGAUGAUCAAGGCCACCUGUUUGC
Molecule: messenger RNA, 733 nt
Organism: Pisolithus orientalis
Lineage: Eukaryota; Fungi; Basidiomycota; Agaricomycetes; Boletales; Pisolithaceae
Exons: 6
Coding region: 106-585 (159 amino acids)
Biological process (GO): box C/D snoRNP assembly
Molecular function (GO): box C/D methylation guide snoRNP complex binding
Source: RefSeq, a predicted model, not a curated record